Naumovozyma castellii is the source of this 1278-nucleotide messenger RNA. It is a transcript of the gene LAC1, whose product is annotated as sphingosine N-acyltransferase LAC1. Lineage: Eukaryota; Fungi; Ascomycota; Saccharomycetes; Saccharomycetales; Saccharomycetaceae. The coding region runs from base 1 to 1278 and encodes 425 amino acids. The transcript has a single exon. The record is from RefSeq and is a predicted model, not a curated record.
AUGUCAGACCCCUCUCCGUCGCUACCACCACUAAGACCAAUGACCUCUUCCAGCAAGCUCUCCGUCAGAACUGCUGCCAAGACAAGAGCCAGGCGUACGUCCUCUGUCGGGAGAAUCGACUUGGGUGACACAGUCUCUGGUCUUGGAACCAUGUUCGAAACGAAGGAGUCCAAGGCGGCCUCUAUGAAGAGAAUGCAUGAACUGACUCAAGCAUCCAGAAACGAUAAAGAUCUAAUCAAGAAAUUUUGGCUCUCAUUCAGAGAAAUGAACUAUCGUCACACAUGGAUUACACCUUUGAUAAUAAUGGUCAUCGUCUAUAGUGCCUACUUCACCUCCGGUAAUAGAACGUGCACAAACCCAUUGCAUAUGUUCGUCGCCGUGUCUUAUCAAGUCGAUGACACGGAUGAAUAUGCUAAGGGUAUUAAAGAUCUUUGUUUCGUGUUUUAUUACAUGAUAUUCUUCACGUUCUUACGUGAAUUCUUAUUAGAUGUUGUAUUGAGACCCAUCCCAGAUAUAUUGCAUGCUAAUUCCAAGCAUAAGAGUAAAAGAAUCAUUGAACAAAUGUUCUAUAUCGUCUAUUAUGGGUUUUCAGCCCCAUUUGGAUUAUACGUCAUGUAUCAUUCCAAUCUUUGGCUAUUCAAGACUGCCCCCAUGUAUGAAACAUACCCUGAUUUGACAAAUCCAUUCUUAUUUAAAGUCUUUUACUUGGGUCAAGCUGCAUUCUGGGCACAACAAGCAUGUGUAUUGGUUCUUCAAUUGGAAAAACCAAGAAAGGAUCAUCAAGAAAUGAUCUUCCAUCACAUCGUCACUUUACUAUUAGUUUGGUCAUCAUACGUGUUCCACUUCACUAGAAUCGGUCUAGCAAUCUACAUCACCAUGGACAUUUCGGAUUUCCUAUUAUCAUUAUCCAAGAUCUUCAAUUAUUUGGAUUCCCCUUUCACACCACCAGUAUUCUUCAUCUUCGUCACUACGUGGAUUUACUUGCGUCAUUAUAUCAAUAUCAAGAUAUUAUGGUCCGUCUUGACGGAAUUUAGAACUGUCGGAGACUACGUAUUGGAUUUCGCCACUCAACAAUACAAAUGUUGGAUCUCUUUACCCAUAGUGUUCACUCUCAUCGCUGCUUUGCAACUAGUUAACCUGUACUGGCUAUUCCUGAUCUUUAGAAUCCUUUAUAGAAUGGUAUGGAAGGGUAUCGUGGAGGAUACAAGAAGUGAUACGGAAUCAGAAUCAGAGGAAUCAAUGACUCCAACGGACAGCAAUGCCAAGAAGAACUUUUAA